Larimichthys crocea (large yellow croaker) is the source of this 3325-nucleotide messenger RNA. RefSeq names its product megakaryocyte-associated tyrosine kinase (gene matk). Bases 432 to 1775 code for a protein of 447 amino acids. Gene Ontology annotation, molecular function: ATP binding; protein binding; protein tyrosine kinase activity. The transcript is spliced from 13 exons. The record is from RefSeq and is a predicted model, not a curated record. NCBI's taxonomy places the organism in Eukaryota, Metazoa, Chordata, Actinopteri, Sciaenidae. Gene Ontology annotation, biological process: protein phosphorylation.
UUCAUGAAAUAUGAACCAUCUUUUCCUAAAUAUAGAGGAAGUGGCUGUGACAAACGCCGCAGCUUGUCUGGGAUUUAAACAGAUACAGAAUCGGUUCCUCCUGUUGAGUGUUUUUUCUCGUGAAGAAAGAAGAAAUUGUCAGAGCAAAAUGAAACAAAGAAAAGACAGCAGCCGCUAGAGGAUGUUCAGGUCAUCAGCAGGGUUUUCCUCCAGAGGAGUGAUCCGGCAGCUGUCCUGAGGAGGAGCGGGUACUGAAACAUUCAUGUCGACAGGGAGGCAGACACAACAAGCUGUCCCGAGCUGCUCAUCUUCUGGAUUUUACUUUUAAUUUAUGCAACAGCAGCAGCCAGACACAAAGCUGUCCGGUCCACAGCAUCACACCCGGUGUUCAACACAGAAUUAUCCAACCCUCCAGUCCUGCUCAUGCAAAGAUGAGCUGGGCUGCUGGUACUCAGUGUGUAGCUAAGGGGGACAACAAGAAACCAAAACCUGGUGAACUGGCCUAUCACAAAGGAGAUAUCAUCACUAUUGUUGACACAAGCACGAAAAAGGGAUACUACAAGGCCAAACAUAACACCACAGGAGAGGAGGGACUCAUAAACUCCACCAAUGUGCGUGAAAGAGAGGCUCUGCGUGUGGACCCCAGCCUCAGUCUCAUGCCUUGGUUUCACGGGAAGAUCUCCGGUCCAGAGGCGGUGUGUAAGCUGCAGCCGGCUGAGGACGGCCUGUACCUGGUCCGAGAGUCCAUUAGACAUCCGGGCGACUACGUCCUAUGUGUCAGUGUCUCUGGAGAGGUCAUCCACUACCGUGUGAUUUAUCAGGACAACAAGCUGACCAUCGACAACAUGCAGUAUUUCUACAACCUCAUUGACAUGAUAGAGUUUUACUCAAAGAACAAAGGCUCCAUUGCUACAACUCUUCUGAAGCCCAAACAAAAACAAGGAACCAAGUCAGCUGAGCUCGAGCUGUCGAAAACUGGAUGGUUGCUGGACAUUACAAAGCUCAAACUGGGGGAGAAUAUCGGAGAGGGGGAGUUCGGUGCUGUUUAUGAAGGAGAGUAUAUGGGCCAGAGGGUGGCAGUAAAGACCAUUAAAUGUGAUGUCACAGCUCAGGCCUUCCUGCAGGAGACCACAGUCAUGACGAAACUCCAACAUAAAAAUUUGGUGCGGUUGUUGGGAGUCAUUCUUCACAAAGGGCUUCAUAUUGUCACAGAGCUCAUGACUAAGGGAAACCUUGUUAACUUUCUCAGGACGAGGGGACGUUCAGUCGUAAACUCGGCCCAGCUGCUCCGCUUUGCUCUUGAUGUGUGUGAGGGGAUGGAAUACCUGGAGUCCAAGAAGUUGAUUCACAGAGAUUUGGCAGCUCGUAACGUGCUGGUCUCUGACGACAACGUGGCCAAGGUCAGCGACUUUGGUCUGACCAAGGUGGACUCAAAAGUGUCAGAUAACGCCAAACUGCCAGUCAAAUGGACGGCACCCGAAGCUCUGAAAAAAGAGAAAUUCUCCACAAAGUCAGAUGUUUGGAGCUACGGUGUUCUGCUGUGGGAGACCUUCUCUUAUGGACGUCAACCUUACCCCAAGAUGUCUCUGAAGGAGGUGAAGGAGAGAGUGGAGGGGGGCUAUCGCAUGGAGUCUCCAGAGGAAUGUCCCCCUGGUGUUUACUCCCUGAUGAGGAUAUGCUGGGAGCAGGAGCCACGCAAGAGACCCACUUUCCACAAACUGAGGGAGAAACUUGAGCGAGAAAUGGGUAAAUGCAGCCCGGGUCCUGGGUCGUAGCGUCUGGAGGGGAUCAAGUCUGGAUCAAGAUGCUGAUCUUGGUUUUGGAUCUCAGUGGAAAUAAACUGUUGGACAGCUAAUCUACAUUACUGCCACCACCUGCAGUGCUGGUGUGCAUCAAACAAGUGAUGGUGAUGGUACGCAGUGGAGUAAAUGUUCUUAUAAACUUAACCAUUCCAGCAGCAUUUCUUUAACGUAACAGAUCAGACAAGACAAUCGUUACAUAACUCUGGUCAUCAUGUAAUGCCAGCGAGAAAAUGUUACACGGCUGAAGCCAUGAACAUAAAUUAAACUUUGCUGCAGUAGUAUGAUCAUUCUCAGUAUCAGAUUUGCUAUCAGCAAGACUCUGUGGAUGCCAGUCUUUCGGCCAGACUUUGAUCCAGACCGAAAUAUCUCAACAGCUAUUUGAUGGAUUUCCUUGAAACUUUGUACAUUCAUGAUCCCUGGUGGACGUGUCCAAAUAACUUUUUACAUUUAAAAAACAAAUUAUUUUUGACUACAACGUCUCAAUGUGAUUCCAGUUGGACUUUAAAGGGGAAGAUAUCUCACAAGCAUUUACAAACAAUGCAAACAUGAAACCCAUUAUAAUUCAUCCCGCCUACAUUGUUUACAUAUCAUUAAAAACACAUUGAAAAAAAUAGACUUUAAUUGAAAGAUAUAUGCCUUCUCUUUGGGAGAUGAUGUAACACAUUGUUGUUUUUCAUGGGAUUUGUUGACAAUCACACAAAUGCAGAAUAUCUUCAGCCUCAUUUUAAACGGUAUUGUACACCACCAUACACCAACCAAAACCAUAAUGUGUACUGUACAUGAUGUGUCAUAUGUUUGAAUGUCAGUUCAAUCAUUCAGGUAAGAGUUUAUUGCCAUAUGAAUAUUGUACCUUUAUGAUCAGAAGGCUACAGUUUUGAGUAAAUUCAGAUGCUUAAUGUCAGGUCAGAAAAAUGUGUAUAGGAGGAAGACGCAAAGGAGAAGAAAAUUUAUCCUGGAUUUAAUAACAGUUUAACCAAAUCUGCUUGUAUCCCAGUGUUAAUGCUCAGCAAUAUGCUGUGGGCUCAGGGCUUAAUAUGACAAAUGUAUAAUAUUAUUCCUGGUAUAUAGUAAGAAAAAAUGGUCAGCAGUUUGCUGUGCAGAAAAGAUUUGGAGGGUUUGUCAUUUGUCAAUAAUUCUUAUUUUUUUGACUUAAUGAACUUUGUCAUGUAUUUAUUUUUCUUCCCCAUCUAGUUUUAUCACCCCAGCAUACGUCGGGUGGACUUCAAUUUAAUUUAUUCUAAUUAAAUUUGUUUCAUUAGACUAAAUCUAUAGGAAAUGUGGUAUUUAAUACUUCAUCUUCUUCCCUCUUUAUUAUUUUUGAGAGGAGUGGUCUUCCUGUCCUCUUUGGAACUUUUGGGCUUUUUGUAGGUACAGAUUUUUUUUUCUGCUUUCCUGCAGAUGUUUAUUUUUCAUACACAGUUAUGUAUUCUAUUUAUUAAAGUAUAUGUAUCACUCAUACAUUUGUAAGCUGCUUUUGAAUAGAAAUGCAAUGAAAUACACUUUCAGUUCAAACCUAACCAAAA